ACCUUAAUAAUCGGUCAUCUCUUUCCCUAAUUAUAUCAGAAGUUUAGAACUAAUUUCCGAAACGCUUACCAUUAACAAAUCCACCGACGGAAUACCACGUACCAAUACACCACCUUAAUCGCCGAUCGCCGGUGGUUACUAUUACGUCAUGCAUCAUCAACAAAAAUCCGUCCACUUUGAACCGGGCCAUCACCGCCGGGUUCGAAGUGUGACGCCGCUGGCAAUCGCGCCGCCGUCACUCCCGCGCGUGUUCUCCCCGGUCGUGAGCCCCACGCAACGCCGGCGCGUGGCCAUAGCCGUCAAUCUCAGCGACGAGAGCGCCUUCGCCGUGAGAUGGGCCGUCCAGAAUUAUCUCCGGCCGGGCGACGGCGUGGUCCUGCUCCACGUCCAGCCCACCGCCGUGCUGUACGGCGCCGACUGGGGGAUCUCCCCGCCCGCCGACGAGAAAGACCUGCCGUCGCCGGCGGAAAAUUUCGCCGACGAUUUGACGAGCGUGAAAGCGGGGAAUCUGGCUGAGCCGCUGGUGAGGGCGAACGUGCCGUUUAAAAUCCACAUAGUGAAAGAUCACGAUCUGAAGGAGCGGCUUUGUUUGGAGGUUGAACGUCUAGGGCUGAGCGCUAUGAUAAUGGGGAGCCGAGGUUUCGGGAAGGGAAGCAAUAAUAAGGUGGAGAGGCUUGGGAGCGUGAGCGACUAUUGCGUCCACCAUUGCAUUUGCCCCGUGGUGGUUGUGAGAUAUCCCGGCGGAGACGGCGGCGGGAGAGUGGGGAAGAGGGCGGCGACGGACGUGGUGGAUCUCCACCCUGUUCCGGAGGAUAGUGAAUGCGAGUACCACGAUGCUGACGAUGAAGUGGAUGAUGAAUUUGAAGGUGUUUGAAUUGAUGAGCCAUGGUUUACAUGAGCUUCAUCCUGUUGUCCCAAACUCAAGGUGGUGUAUUGUGUUCAAAUAACUUCCGUCAUUAUAAAUGAAAAUUACAAUUUGUUGGUAUA
This is a messenger RNA of Ipomoea triloba (trilobed morning glory), 987 nucleotides long. Its product is annotated as universal stress protein PHOS34-like. Bases 149 to 874 code for a protein of 241 amino acids. The record is from RefSeq and is a predicted model, not a curated record. NCBI's taxonomy places the organism in Eukaryota, Viridiplantae, Streptophyta, Magnoliopsida, Solanales, Convolvulaceae. The transcript has a single exon.